Paramecium pentaurelia is the source of this 1114-nucleotide messenger RNA. The record is from the annotation of a GenBank genome assembly. Lineage: Eukaryota; Ciliophora; Oligohymenophorea; Peniculida; Parameciidae.
AUGUAAGAUCAAUAGAGUAUGUUUUCAGUUUACAGUAAUCCUUGGAAUAAGUAAAAUAUAACAAAGGAAAAAGGAUAUUUGUUAGCCAAAUCAAUUGAUAAACAUCCUGAAUUCAAAACAGAGAUCUUAGAUGCUAUAGGAUAAUAAUAAUAAACCAGAAAUAUUUUUAAAGAUCCAGUAAGUAUGUAAUUGUGCAAAUAUGACUCUACUAUUGGUCCAAAAUUAGAGAAUAAUAAAAUUGUUAUACGAUCAAUUGUAGGUAAACCAGACAUUUUCAAAAGGAAAUUAAGUUUAUUGACAGGAUAAGAUCCAAAAUCAAGUAGUAGAAGAACAUUUGUUAAGGGAAAUACUACAAAUACUUUUAGGAAUAAUAACAAUACAAUAAAAACAUAAUAAGUAUAUACAGGUGAAGAAUUAUUGGCUAAAGUUAAUUUGAUUGAAAAACAUCUAUUUGAAUCAAGAUUAAAAGAGGAUUAAGAAAUAAUGAAUAUGCCAUUCCAAAAAAAAUAGAUUUUAUUAAAAGAAACUAGAGCUCUCGAAGAAUAUUUAAAAUUAGAAAAAGAAUAAAGCAAUUUAUUAAUUGGAGUAACUAAAUAAUCAAAUAAAGAUCCAAGUAAAUCAGUGAUGAUAGAUUGUUAUAGAUUUCGUAGAAAAUAAGAGUAUUGUAAUACAAAUGACUCUUUACAUAGAAAUAAUGAAGAUAAAACAUUUAAAAUAUUGUAAUUAAAAAUCUUUAAUUAGGGAAAUAGAUGAUGAUAGUGGUUAUCCCUUAUUUAUGAUGUCAUAGAAUGAUGAAGUUAUAAGAAAACCUAGUAUUAUUAAUCAAGAUGAAACUACAUAAUCUAUAUUGAAAUAAUUAAAUGAUGAACCUGUUUAUCGAAGUUUCUCAAGCAAAGAUUACUUGAAAUCUUAAUCAAAUAGAUACACUAAAAUAGCAUCAGAUAAAAUCAAUAUGAAUAUUGAUAACUUGAUUGUUUAAGGAUAGAGUAAAUUAGAUUAAGAAAUUAAAUUUGAUAUAAAUGCAAAAUAUCUACUUUAACCUAUUGAUAAAGGUAAUAAAGAAGAGACAAUUACUGAAAACUAUUCAGGUUAUUAUAAAAUAAAUUUUAAAUGA